This is a messenger RNA of Drosophila suzukii, 1604 nucleotides long. RefSeq names its product Ubiquitin-like activating enzyme 5 (gene Uba5). The record is from RefSeq and is a predicted model, not a curated record. Gene Ontology annotation, molecular function: UFM1 activating enzyme activity. Lineage: Eukaryota; Metazoa; Arthropoda; Insecta; Diptera; Drosophilidae. Gene Ontology annotation, biological process: protein ufmylation. Gene Ontology annotation, cellular component: cytosol; cytoplasm.
CAGUAUGACCGUACUUACAAUAACAAAGCUUGUUGUAACACAACUACGUGGCUGCGAUUAAAACAGCGAAACUUAAAAGCGAAAGUUGAAAGUCAGGUCGACCGUUUACUGACUUUGGAGGAUCGCAGCUGGAGAACCCAUUCGCCAGGAUGUCGCACGCCAUCGACGAACUGCAGGCGAUCAUCGCCGAGCUGAAGACGGAGCUGGAGGACCCGAAGACCACCGGGAGCACCAGCGGUGGUAGUGGGAUCGGGAGCAACAACAGCCGCCUGGUGCGCGAUCGCAUCGAUCGCAUGUCCGCCGAGGUGGUGGACUCCAAUCCCUACAGCCGCCUCAUGGCCCUGCAGCGGAUGAACAUCGUCAAGGACUACGAGCGGAUCCGGGACAAGGCGGUGGCCAUUGUGGGCGUGGGCGGCGUAGGAAGCGUCACCGCCGACAUGCUGACACGCUGUGGCAUCGGCAAACUGAUCCUGUUCGACUACGACAAGGUGGAGCUGGCCAACAUGAACCGGCUGUUCUUCACGCCCGACCAGGCGGGCCUCUCCAAAGUCCAGGCCGCUGCCGCCACGCUGGGCUUCAUCAACCCGGACGUGGAGAUCGAGACGCACAACUACAACAUCACGACGGUGGAGAACUUCGACCGCUUCCUGGACACCAUCUCGCAGGGCGGUCGUGUGGCUGGUCAGCCGGUGGAUCUGGUGCUCAGCUGUGUGGACAACUUCGAGGCCCGCAUGGCCAUCAAUGCGGCCUGCAAUGAGCGGAAUCUCAACUGGUUCGAGUCGGGCGUUUCGGAGAAUGCCGUCUCGGGGCACAUUCAGUUCAUCCGUCCCGGCGACACUGCCUGCUUCGCUUGUGCUCCUCCCUUGGUGGUGGCCGAGAACAUUGACGAGAAGACACUCAAAAGGGAGGGCGUGUGCGCCGCCUCUCUGCCCACCACCAUGGGCAUUACGGCUGGCUUUCUCGUCCAGAAUGCCCUGAAGUAUCUGCUGAAUUUCGGCGAGGUCUCCGACUAUCUGGGCUACAAUGCCCUCAGCGAUUUCUUCCCCAAGAUGACGCUCAAACCGAAUCCACAAUGCGACGACAGGAACUGUUUGGUCAGGCAAAAGGAAUUCCAGGCCAGACCCAAACCCGUGGUGAUAAAGGAGGAGGCGGCCAGCGAGGAGCCGCUGCAUGCCACCAACGAAUGGGGCAUCGAACUGGUGGCCGAGGAUGCACCAGAAAGUAAUCCAACGCCAGCUAAAACCUCUGAGGUUGGCGAAGGUCUGAGACUCGCCUACGAGGCACCUGAAAAAUCUACCGAAAGUCUGGAAGAUGCUGUGCCUGCACCCGAAGACGGAGCGAGUCUAGAAGACCUGAUGGCACAGAUGAAGUCCAUGUGAAAAAUUGAUUCCAUACUCUGUAUUUAUAGAAACUUUUUUGUAAAGCAUUUUUUUUGUAUAAACUUCGUUUUGUUUAUGUGAAAGUUGGCUCGGCCAUUUGUAAUAUCAUUGAAUAUGAAAUACACGCUUUUGUGCGAAUUGCCAACUGACAAGCUGGAACACAAUGAAUAAAUGUUAUUUUUAUAAUAAAUAUAUUUAAGAACAAAUUCUUAAAACUUCUGUGCA